UACCAGUCUCCACCGAGUGGUAGCCUACUAAGAGGGUAGCCUUCUCCUGGCUGCAGUGAAGUCGCCCAGUCAUUAGAUCGGUGAUUGUCUAGCAGGGGAGCCCGAGAGUAAAAUUUGAAGUCUGGUGAAAGUUUUGAGUUUUUUUUUUUUUAAGUUUUUUAUUUUUCUGAGAGUUUGGAAGUGAAAAAAGGCGAAGGAAAGAAACUGAGAGCGCAGGAAUCAGCUGUGUGUCAGGGGCGGGGGCCAGUAUAGGUCAGGGGUGAGGAAACACCCUCAGCGCUCCUUUCUCCGCCUCUCCCUCACCUCUCCCUCUUAGAAGGUGGGGAGGGGAGAACUGACCCCACACUCCCGCAAGUGUUCUCUAGAACUGGGAAUUGACAGCAGCUCCCUCCGGCUCCGCAUAUCCGGCUCCUAAACACCCCCCCUCCCCUCCCGGUCUGGUGGCCAGAGUGCGCUCCUAAUCUUGGAUCUCCCUCUCACACACGAACACACACACACACACACACACACACACACACACACACACACACACACACACGCACUCACUCACACACAGGCAGGCAGGCAGGCAGACAGGCCGACAGGCUAAGGGGCAGCAGCCGUACCGCCUCCUUCUCCUCACUCCUCCUCCUCCUCUUUCUCCACCUCCCCUCACUCCCGGCGUUCGGGCGGCAGCAGUAGCAGCAGCAGCCUCAGCGGCAGCCGCUUCCCGGCAUGGUCUGCUAAGCCAGCCUGACCGGCAAGCUGAGUCCAAGGUUGAGCGAGCGCAAGCGGAGCUACGCCUAGGGAGGAAAAGCAAAAGGCAAACGCCUCGGCCUCCUGGGGAUUGAUUCUCCACCUGGCAGGAGACCCAGAGCGGCGCGGCGUCUUCCCUGGGCUCAGGGGCCGGGCAAAGGUGUCGGUGGGUGCGUGAGAUCAUUUUGGGAGACCCGGACUGGGACCGACGUCGAUCCAGCACGGCGAUGGGGCUCUACGGGGCUGCAGGAGCCGCUGUCCUGGUGCUGCUUGUCGGACACUUCUCUCAGAGCUUGGCGCUGGAGGAAAAAAAAGUUUGCCAAGGAACAAGUAACAAACUGACGCAGUUGGGUACUUUUGAGGACCACUUCGUGAGUCUCCAGAGGAUGUUCAAUAACUGUGAGGUGGUGCUUGGAAAUUUAGAAAUUACCUACGUCCAAAAAAAUUAUGACCUGUCCUUCCUCAAGACCAUCCAGGAGGUUGCUGGCUACGUGCUUAUUGCACUCAAUGCAGUAGAGAAAAUCCCUUUGGAAAAUCUGCAAGUCAUCAGAGGAAAUGUGUUGUAUGAAAACUUUUAUGCUCUUUCUGUGCUAUCCAACUAUGAUGUGAAUAAAACCGGAGUGAAGGAACUGCCCAUGAGGAAUCUACUAGAAAUCCUUAUUGGUGGUGUUCGAUUCAACAAUAACCCAUCUUUGUGUAAUGUGGAGACGAUCCAGUGGAAGGAUAUUGUGAACCCUAUCUACAUCAACAACAUCACCAUAGACAAUAACAGCCAUCCAAAGAGUUGUGAAAAGUGUGAUUCUAGUUGUCCCAAUGGGAGCUGUUGGGGUCCUGGGCCACAAUAUUGCCAGACUUUGACAAAAACCAUCUGUGCCCAGCAGUGCUCAGGACGGUGUCGUGGUAGUUCCCCCAGCGACUGUUGCCACAACCAGUGUGCAGCGGGUUGUACUGGACCCCGAGAGAGUGACUGCUUGGUCUGCCGAAAGUUUCGAGACGAAGCCACAUGCAAAGACAAUUGCCCCUCUCUGCUGCAAUACAACCCAACCACAUACCAGAUGGACGUCAACCCAGAUGGCAAAUACAGCUUUGGGGCCACCUGUGUUCGCAAAUGCCCACAUAACUAUGUGGUGACAGACCAUGGUUCCUGUGUUCGUUCCUGUAAUGCUGACACCUAUGAAGUGGAAGAAGAUGGUGUCCGAAAAUGUAAAAAGUGUGAAGGUCCAUGUAGUAAAGUUUGCAAUGGAAUAGGAAUCGGUGAAUUUAAAGAUGUUCUCUCCAUCAAUGCAACAAACAUCAAACAAUUCCAGAACUGUACCAUAAUCAGCGGUGAUCUGCAUAUCUUGCCCGUUGCAUUUAAAGGGGAUUCCUUCACCAAUACUCCACCUCUGGAUCCCAGAGAACUGAAUAUUCUCAGAACUGUAAAAGAAAUAUCAGGAUUUUUGCUGAUUCAGUCUUGGCCUGAAAACAUGACUGACCUCCAUGCUUUUGAACAUCUGGAAAUUAUACGAGGCAGAACAAAGCAGCAUGGCCAGUUUUCUCUUGCUGUUGUUGAUGUGAACAUAAGUUCCUUGGGCUUACGCUCCCUUAAGGAAAUCAGUGAUGGGGAUGUCAUCAUUUCCAAGAACAGAAGACUCUGCUAUGCAAACACAAUAAACUGGACGAAAUUGUUUGGAACAAAAAGUCAGAAAGCCAAAAUCACCAACAACAAAGAUGAAAGAGAGUGCCGUGCUCUGGGUCAUGUUUGUCAUGAGUUAUGCUCAUCUGAUGGUUGCUGGGGUCCAAAGCCAAGCCACUGCUUGUCCUGUCGCCAUGUGAGUCGUCACAAGAAAUGUGUUGAGAAAUGCAACAUUCUGGAAGGAGAGCCAAGGGAAUAUAUGGAGAAUCUGAAAUGUAUGCAGUGCCACUCUGAGUGUCUGCCUCAAGUGAUGAAUCUAACCUGCACUGGACCGGGUCCUGACAAAUGUAUCCAGUGUGCUCAUUAUAUAGAUGGUCCACACUGUGUGAAAACUUGUCCAGCUGGAAUCAUGGGAGAAAAUGAUACCUUGGUCUGGAAAUAUGCUGAUGCAGAUAAGGUUUGCCAACGAUGCCAUCCAAAUUGUACCUAUGGGUGUGAAGGACCAGGUCUUGAAGGUUGUCCCACACCUGGCCCCAAGAUUCCUUCCAUUGCCACUGGAAUUAUAGGUGGCCUUCUCUUACUAGUGGUGUUGGGCCUUGGCAUUGGUCUCUUCUUUCGAAGGCGCCAUAUUGUUCGUAAACGCACACUGCGCAGGCUGCUACAGGAAAGGGAGCUUGUUGAGCCUCUUACCCCCAGUGGAGAAGCUCCGAACCAAGCUCUUUUGAGGAUCCUAAAGGAGACAGAAUUUAAAAAGAUCAAAGUUCUUGGCUCUGGAGCUUUUGGCACAGUGUAUAAGGGACUGUGGAUUCCAGAAGGAGAGAAGGUGAAAAUUCCUGUUGCCAUUAAAGAAUUAAGAGAGGCCACUUCUCCGAAAGCCAAUAAGGAAAUUCUUGAUGAAGCCUAUGUGAUGGCCAGUGUAGACAAUCCCCAUGUAUGUCGUCUCCUGGGAAUCUGUCUGACUUCCACAGUCCAACUCAUAACACAGCUCAUGCCAUUCGGCUGCCUCCUGGACUACAUACGAGAACACAAGGACAAUAUUGGCUCCCAGUACCUUCUCAACUGGUGUGUGCAGAUUGCCAAGGGGAUGAGUUACCUAGAAGAGCGCCGCUUGGUACACCGUGACUUAGCAGCCAGAAAUGUCCUUGUAAAGACACCUCAACAUGUCAAGAUCACAGAUUUUGGGCUGGCAAAAUUACUUGGUGCUGAGGAGAAAGAAUACCAUGCAGAAGGAGGCAAGGUGCCUAUUAAAUGGAUGGCUCUGGAAUCGAUUUUACACCGUAUUUAUACCCACCAAAGUGAUGUCUGGAGCUAUGGUGUCACCGUGUGGGAGCUGAUGACGUUUGGGUCCAAGCCUUACGAUGGGAUCCCUGCAAGUGACAUUUCAUCGAUAUUAGAGAAAGGGGAGCGCCUUCCUCAGCCACCCAUCUGCACCAUUGAUGUCUACAUGAUCAUGGUCAAAUGCUGGAUGAUAGAUGCUGAUAGUCGCCCCAAGUUUCGUGAGUUAAUCAUAGAAUUCUCUAAAAUGGCCCGUGAUCCCCAACGCUACCUUGUUAUACAGGGAGAUGAAAGAAUGCACUUACCAAGCCCCACAGACUCCAAAUUUUAUCGCACCCUAAUGGAAGAGGAGGACAUGGAAGAUAUCGUCGAUGCAGAUGAGUACCUUAUCCCACAGCAAGGGUUCUUCAAUAGCCCUUCCACAUCUCGGACUCCUCUCCUAAGCUCUCUGAGUGCUACCAGCAAUAAUUCUGCCACAGUGUGCAUUGACAGAAACGGGACUUGUCCUGGAAAGGAAGAAAACUUCAUCCAGAGAUACAGUUCUGAUCCUACUACUGUCUUAACUGAAGACAAUGUGGAUGACAGCUUCCAGCCCGUACCGGAAUAUAUAAACCAGUCGGCUCCAAAAAACCCCACAGGCUCUGCCAUCCAGAACCCUGUUUAUCACAAUCAGCCUUUAAAUCCAGAUGCCUCUAAAGACUCUCUGUACCAAAAUUCACACAACAACAGUGCAGUGGACAACCCUGAGUAUCUCAACACUACCCAGCCCAACUUGGCCAAAAAGGCAUUCGACAGCAAUUCCUGCUGGAACCCAACAGCCAAGCACCCGAUCAAUCUGGACAACCCCGACUACCAACAGGACUUCUUCCCCCAGGAAGCCAAGCCAAAUGGGGUUUUUAAAGUCCCUGCUGCGGAAAAUCCUGAGUACCUCAGGGUAGCAGCCCAACAAAGCGAAUUCAUUCAAGCUUCAGCAUGACCCUUUGCCAAAAGCCUUUCCACUCUUCCACCUUCAUGCUGCCCCAGGACUGAGCUAUGGACAGCCAAGGCAGCAAGCAUGCGGUGUAGCCACUCACUCACACCUUUCCUUUCAAGCCCAUGGGCCAAACAUUGCCACAGUUGGCUUUAAUUUCCUUUGGUACGUUCUGGGGCCUAUCUUCCAUUGGAAUUGUCCCCUUACCUGGGCACAUAAUGGAGUCAAUCCCAGGCAGAAUAUUUGCGAGAGACAAAUUACUGGUGCACUCCUUCAUCUUUAAUCUGUGAGGCUUCCUAAAUCAACAGCAAGAUGCCCAGGGAACAUGUUUUUCCGUUUGUACAGAAGUUGUUAUUUUUUUCUAUGCCGUACAUUUGAAAAAAUAAUAAUAUUGUUUGUAAGCUCUUCUUUUUCUUAAAAGAUCCCAUUGGUACAUUCGUGAAAGAGAUGUUUAUUGACUAUGACAUGCAUUACCCAGAAGUGACUCAAACUGCAUCAAGACAAAGACAAGACAAAGAAGCAGAUGAUGUGAUUAAAGGAAAUGGGUUUUGAGUUUCUCUGACAUAGUCAACUUAACAUUUGAUUCCACUGGCUUUGUCCUCAGCAUCCUUAUUUACAAGCCAGAGGCCAAGAAGGAACACUUCUGGGUUGCUGCGCCAUCAACUCAUGAUAAAAAAAAAAAAAAGAACCAGACCAUGUCGUUCUGGCCACAAGAGUUAUGGAAAUGGAAAGGAAGAAGGCUCUCCCUAUACUUUAUUGUAAAUGUGCCCACGGUACUUCAGGUUGUUAUUUUUUUAAGUGUUUUCUGAUCAUGAAUACUAGUCUGACUCUCCUUUUUCAUUCCCUGUCUUUGCAAGGACACUUGUUAAAAUGUUUUCCCUCAGUGCUUCUAUAAUGGAACUUGGGAAGUGGGGAGGGAGUAAAAACCCUAAAACAAAAACAGCCAAAUGCUGCUGCUCCCUUUUGAAAGUGGUGAAAGAAAACUCUUUGAUCUUUUAAAAACUUUAUUAAAAGGAAAAAAAAAACCCAUUGGAGUUCCCUAGCUGAAAUUAACUAACCUACCACACACACAGGCAAACUUCUCAAAGUGCCCUCCUAGGUGCGGGAUUGGUCCUUAUAUCGACCAAUCCUACACCCAAAGUAAGGGGCGUGGCCCCUCCCUAGCACAGGACUGGUCCAAUUUAAGACCAAUGGGGUUGGGGACGUGGUCCCUCCCUAGCACAGGAUUGGUCCAUUCAAGACCAAUCCCACGCCAGGAAGUAGGAAGGAGGGACCCCUGGGGCAUGCUGGGGAAUGCAGUCCCCUCCCCCAUCACAAUAUUUUAAAACCCAGUUUUUAGCCACCCUUAUUUAGACAAAGCACCUUUCUUUAAGAUGAGAAAUGCAAACAGCAGUUUGCAAGCCCAAGCAAGAACGUGAGUCUCCAUACCCAAGUGUUUACCUAAACACUAAAAUGAAUAUAAACCUAAAAAUGAAGAAAUUCAAAAGAAAAAAUAAUUGAAAUUUUCUAAACACUACUUUAGUUAACCCAUGGAAAUUAGGCCUUAAGUUGCUAAUUUUAUUUUUAAGAAAAUUUAAUAAAUAAGCUACUUUAUUCACUACGUAAAAUAUUCCCUAAUGCAUUUCCCCCAAAAUCCUUUCCUUAACCCUUUUCAGGUUGCAAAAAAUGGGCCCAAUCCUGUGGAAAACUAUAGAGUAUCUUAUAACUCUAUUUCUGUGUGGGGCUCUAUUUUUCAAAGAAGAAAUGCAAAGGCAAUAAUUGAGAGGAUGCAAUAAAAAUCCUUAAUACUAAAUAUUGAAUUUGAAGUUAAUGGCUGUGUCUCCACAAUAGUCCACAAAUAUUUUGUGAUGGGGGAAAUGGAGAUGAAGACCUAAGGUUUGUAAAGAUACCCAAUAUGUAUUCAUUUUAAAAAGGAAGGACUACACCAUGUCAAGACAGCUAAACAGGUUGGAGUAGUUUUUCAAAUGUCUGAAGCUCCUAUCCCACCUGAUCUACUAAAGACAUUAAAUGAUUGGCAGAUAAAUCCUACUAGGACACCAAGUUUGCAAAGAGAGCCCAAGACAAUGUAAUGCCAAACCAAUAGCUGCAGAGCAGCUUCCCAGGCAUGAAUUGGUUCUGAGGUCUUGGUAUUGGGAGCAUAUAAGUGGUCUACCCAUGAAAUUAUGGUCUUACCCUAGAAAGUGCUUCUGUUACUUCAAGAUAAUGGGUGCCCCAAAGAGAGUUUUCUAACAAAAACGUUCAAGCCUGUCUCCUUGGAAAUGCAGUGAAUGUUUCUUUUGUUUCUUAACUACUAGGUAACCAUAUUUCUGACUCAGACCUCAACAUAACAGGUAGAAAUACAAUUUAUAUUAUCUGUUUUAGGCAAGAAUUUUUUUACCUUGAUAGUUAUACUUCUUGCAUUCCCAGAGUUAUCUGGGUAGCUUUUAUCCAUCAACUUUUACUAUUUUCUUUUUUUUAAUGGAAAAAUGAAGCAGUAUUUACAAGAAAAGAUAAUCUUGAGUCAUCAUUGGUAGAUUUCAGUUUUCAUUUUAUCAUUCUAGUCAAGAAAAGUACUUACCUCGUAGUUUCUUAUUAUCAGAAAAGCAACAGUAAUUCAUGUAAUUCUCUCUCAAUAGCUAUUAGAAAAGAAUGACUGAAAUUCAGAUAAAAUAUAGCAAUGAGAAGGCAAGAUGGGUUUUUAAUUUUAUAUUUUUUCCUACCAUAAACUGUAGCGUACUGUAACACUCCCCCCCAACUAAUUAGUUUAUGAAUUCUUCAGAACUUGAAAAUUUCCAGAUACAAAUCUAGCUGAAAUACUCUGGAGAAUUUUAAGUUGUGUGUCAGCAAGUGAUUUUUCACAUAAUAUAUACCUAAUUCAAUAGAAUUGAACAGAAUCUCUUUAACUCCAAGCCUCUAUCCAUCAAAUACUCUACCAUUCAGCAUAAGAUCUGCUGUCCUAUAGGUCAGUCAUGGGGACUGAAGUCAGAGACUAAACUUUAAGGAAGUGGAGAAUGGGGCAUGAAUUUCUGUUUUAAUUGGGGGGGUUAUUAACAUUUAAAAUAUAAAUGUGACGUGGUGAUGGUUCUCACUAAUACCAAACCAUUGAUGCUAACAUUCAUUUUAACAAAACUAUCUCUGCGAUCAAUCAUUCGAUGGCAUCAGUCCAUAUAAAGCAUUCAAAUACAGUUAACAUAGGUGGCACAUUUUUCAAAAUCAGAUGCUAUCAGCACAGGAGUCAAAACCAGAAUGGGAAAACCAAGGCUUUCUCCCAGGAAUGAAUUGUAAAAGAUGUUCCUAGUAUUUGUAGUUCUUCAACCUAGAGAAACAGAACUUGCCACUUUUGUAAAAUAGAAAGAUGCCUGUUAGUAGACUUAAGGGGAGCUUCUUCCCCCCCACACACACUCUGUUCCUUAACCAUUUCUCUAUGCUUUAUUCUCCUAAAUAGGAACUACAUGCCAUUUUCUGAGGAUUUCGUAUCCCCCUCAAUAAAGUUACCUCCUGAAUGAAGGGGCUCAUCUUUCCAUUAACUUAGAUGAAAUUUAUGGCACUUUACUGGAGCACACAAACAGACACACUCACACAUCCUGGUUAUAGCCCUGAAUAGCAUUCAUAUUCCCUCAGCAUAAUGAAAAUCCAUUUCCUCCCCAAUGAGAUGAGCAGGUUGGGUUGCAUAGUCCCUAAAAUCCCGUUAGCUCUAACAAUCUCUAUACCAGUGUCCUUUACAACUCUGUAAUCCAUAAAGUAUGAACGUGGUGCAAAACCUUCAUUAAAUAGAUUAGAAAACAUAAGGUAUCAAUGAUUUGCUAAUAAUUGGAGAAGGCAUUUUCAAAUGAUUUUCCAAACACAAAUUUAAGGUCUGACUUAAAAAAUGACCCAAGAAAGACUAAAUUGCAUUUUGCUUGCCCACGUGAAUGCCAGUGACAUACCUGGACAUCUCCUGAACCCCCAUUCCCUAUGGAUACCGCUGCUUUGUCAUUGUAGGGAUGUUCAAAUCGAUUCCCUUGGUGGUUGAACUAGAAUUACUAAUAGGCAAAUCUAAGACCAUCGGGACCCUAUUUAGAAAGAGGGACACAGUCACUGUGGUUUCCUAGUACUUCUAGAAAAGUCCAGAAAGUGGGUUGAUCCAAAUAGUCAUGGCUGUUAGAAAAAUGCAGGUGCAGAAAGCAGAAAGUAGAAAUGCCAAUGCCUCGUGACCAGCUCAGUUGCCAGCCUCAUUUCCCAAAGACAAAGAGACUCAGAGGAUUUUUCUUUGUAAGCUAAACAAUGUAGUAGGAAGCCGACAGCUGGCACUGAGGUGAUUUCAUUUCUACACAGGGGGAGGCUCCACUCAGUUACCUAAUUCUUGAGCAUUUUCUGUCCUCAUCAAGAAUGAGCAGAAUAAUGUCAUUUGGACCCAAUGGGAAACUCCAAAAUCCUGAGAGAGGUCACCCCACUGAGACUCCGCUGGUUUGGGGUUGAGAUUGGACAACCCAGCCUUAAAGGUUUAAAAUCAGAGGGCUGGCCUGAAUGCUCUCCAGGCUUCAGCCUCAACUUGUCUGAAAGCUAAUUCUUUCAGAUGAACAGAGGCCAUCCAAGAGUUCUUAAAGCUUCCGACGUGUCGUUUGCUUCUUCCCAUGCCUUUGCUCACUUUAUUGACUUUUAAGUCCCAUUAAACUAUCCCCAAUGAUCCACAUUUCUAUCAUUUCAGCCUCCCACCCCAACCUGAAAGGCUGAUACCACUCUAUCCAUCCAUCAUACCCCUUUCCUGUUAUAUGUGUUGAGAUAUUGAUGUAGAAAAUAUGGUGAAAAGUAAUAACCGCGUGUGUAUUUCAUUAUUAGCCUCUUCGUUUGUCAUUUCAGAUAAGACUGUUUUCCCAGGACUUCUUUUUCAGGCUGUCCCUUGAGAGACAUAAAGUUCAAAGAAUAAGGAAAGAUGUAUAAUUCCCUGAGAAAAGAUGGGCACUAUCCUCCUUAGCUCACAUGGUUGUGCUUUCAUCAGUGACUACUCUUACCCAACAGUUGUCAGAUUAAACCUUUGGGCAGCCUUAUCCUGCUUUAACUGGAUGGAUCUAGGUGUUUUUCCUUUCACUGAAUUUACUUAAAAACCUAUGGUUCUAUUCUGACUAAACGUUGUAAAGGGCCUUAGAAGUCCAUUGAGAAAUAUGUAUGAAAAUUAGUCCAUUUACCCCAUGCUCUUGGCAAUAUACUUUUACUACUGAUUUAAAUAAUCCCCCCCCCAACCUCCCAGGAACAAAUUUGGUAGUUAAGCAAGAUGGCAAAGUAUGGCAGAAAAAGACCUGGAAUUUGAGGCCAGGGCCAAGGAUUCUUAUGCUAGUAACUUGUAUGACCUUGGAAAACUCAUUUCACUUAAGGAUUACAGUUGGUUCAUCUACAAAAUAAUAGCUAUCAUAUUACAGAAAUCCAUCACACCCCACCAUAGACCCACCCCAAUCCCCAAGAUCAGGGCAGCAUAAAAGACAUUGACAGUAAUAGGAGAAUUCAUUCAUUGAUUUAGGGUUUAUUCUUAUAUUUGGAUUUAUCAAAAAUAUUGGUUCCUAUAUUGCUUGCUUUUUAUUGCCAUGACUUUAUUCAGUUGUUGGUAAUUAGAGGUGUGUGAGUGUUUGGAAUUUAUCAUUUUUAAGACACCCCCUUUGUACUUCCAGUUUAGGCACAUGUUACAGAAAUUCCUGGUGCAGAAAUGAUAGCAAUAAUAUUUGGUUUUCAUACAGCACUUUAGAGUUUGCAAAGCUCAAGAGAUAGAAAGAGAUGGCUAAGGGUUUGAACCAGUGAUUUUAUUAGUGUAAGAGAUUCUCUUCACCAUUGUAGAGCAACACCUUUCUCUAUAAUUUAAAGUUCAAAAUGAGUCUUAAAGAGGUGAUUAGAAUCUUAAGAAGUUAAGUGACUCUUGCCCAGGACCAUGUAGUCAGUGUAUUUGUCAGAGGUGGGAUUUGAAACCAUGUUUGGGGAUCCCAAGUCCAUCAUUCAAUCCACUAUACCACACUCUGUCCACUUUAUGGAUAUCUACUCCAUCUACUAUACCACACUAUUUAUGAAUGUUAGUAUCCUUUAAAUCUUCCCUUAUAUUUCAGUGUGGAUCUUGAGGGCAAUUAGAGUGGUUUCUUUGGUAGAAUAAUUAGGUGACUCUAAGUAGGACUUCACUGGAGAAAUGGCAAGAUUAUGCACUUUGACAUUUUGUAUUUCCUGAUGGACAAAUACAAAAAAUACAUAUAUAAGCUCCAUUUUUCCGAUGACUACCGAGUUUACUGGAUUUCUCUUUUAAUUUUUUUUCUUCCUUUGGCUUGUGCAGUGAGUAAAUAUAUUACAACAGGACACUAUCCCCUUGGCAAGAGGCAAUAUAAGUACAUAAGAAGAAAACUGUACCAAUUGGGAAUAUUGUAUAUGUUUUAACUGCCAAUGCUCUUGUUUAAGGGGCAUCUUUUUUUAAAAAACUAUUAAAAAUUAACUCCCAAACAGGUUUCUUCUACAAGAAUUUUAUUUUUCUAACUUUGCCAAUACAAAGAAAGACUGCCUGUAAGAAGACACUUGAAAUUUUAGGAUCUUUUUGUUUAUUUUUUUUAAGUUUUUUUUUAGAAAAUCCAUUUUUUUGUGAGAAGAAAAAAAAAUCAUUAAUAGACUCCCAAAGGGCUCCUUUCAUUUAUUUAGCACUUUACUACUUGCUAUCUGCUUUCCUUACAAGAGCCCUAUGAGACAGAUCUUGCAAGAAUAGUUAAACUUCUUAACUGAUAAAGAAAAUGAGGCUCUGAGAACUUAAAUGACUUGUCCAUGAGCAGAAAGCUAGAAAGUGUUUCAGUUGGGAUUUGAACCCAAAUAUUUCCUUGACACUAUUUUGGUGUAUCUCUCCCACUUUCUUUGAGUGAAUCAAUCUGAGCUAUAGCAUCUCUGCCUUAUUAUUGGAGAUAUUGGAGAUGUUGUGGGUGAGGGCUCAGGCCCAAUUACCCAACAUAUGGAGCAGAAAGUUGUUGCUACUUUUCAAAGUAAAAUUUCCGUCACUAAGGUCUAGGGAAGGGAUCACAUUGGGUUUUAGCAUUUCUGCCCUCUAACUUGGUUGGGUUCCAACUGGAUUGAGUCACCUUCACUUGAAACAUUUGUCCUUUUUCUAGAAAUUGAAGUCCCUGUGGUGCAUGCUGUCUUUUAAUUCCUAUAACAGCACUUUAAUAAAUAACAUCCCAUUCCCCAAUAUCUCUCUGUGCCCCUACCCCCACCAGGAGAAAGUGAUAUCACUUUUGGAAGUGAUUUUUCCUUGAUUUUUCCUGAUUUUCCUAAGGAAUUAUCAAGCCAACAAGAGAGGUUAUAUGAGGACACAUAUAUACAUUAUACCUAUAAUAUUAUAUAAAUCAACAAGAAUAUAACAUAUUUGGACAAUUUAAAAAUAUUUCCCAAUGAAUAAGAAUAGAUUUUAAAUGAGUUCCAUUUUGAUGCCUAGCCACUUAGAGGUCCCUAUUCACUGGAUUUGAAUACAGAUUCUAUUGCUAAAGGUACCAGGGUGGCAUUACCAUUUGUUUCCUCAUAUGUAAAAUGAAGGCUUUGGAAUGGAUGAUUUGGGGCGGACUCUCCAACUCUGAAUCCUAUGAUUCUGUGAACCUCAGUCCCAAGUCACUCCAUGCCAGAUUCAGUUCCAUUCACUAUGCAUCUGCCAUGUGCUGGGUACUUUGCUUAGUUCUGGGAUACAGAGACAAAAAGGGAAAUGGUCCCCACCUUUGAGAAGCUUCUAUUUGAUUGUAUCUGCAACCAUGUUGUACAGAAACUAGGAUAGAAUCUUGCAAUUUGGGAAGGGAUGAUUGGGGGAGAAUGGUACGUAAAUUUGCACAGGCAUGUGUAUAAACUAAAAAAAAAAUGGUGGAGAAAAGGGCAGGAGGUGGGUAAUGGUAACCAUAAGGCAGUCUACUAUUUUUUUUUUCUUUUUUGGGAAUUCCAGAAGUAGCUCCUUAUAAAAUUAGGGAAAUAAACUCUCCCUCCUUUGGCUACACAGAAAUUGUUGCCUCACUGUUGUAGGAAGAAAGAAGCUCUUCCUAAAGCUAUCUAAAAACAUUCCACUACUGUGGAGUAAUAGGUGAUAAGACGGGUUUUCAGGUAUGUUACAUUGGUAGUCGAAUGGUUCUCAUGAUGUCAAGUCCAAGAAAGGUAUUCUUGCCCAUAUGAUAAAUGUGUUUUCAAUGUAUUAACUCCUGGGACAAAAAAAAAGAGCAUUAUAUCAUGUUGUAUGUAUAGGGGGAAACCGUCAAUGUUUGUCCAGGACUCCCUAGGUCAUUUUGUCUCUUCUCUCAAACAAAAGAAGCAGCAAGAGAUCACAGUCUUAUCCCUACAACACAUAACACUACAAACAAUUCACAUAAACCCAUUCUCUAUUUUAACAACAAUAUUGUUCAUCUAAUUCGCAUCUAAGAUAGCAGACUUGAGACAUGAUCUGAUUAAUCUCUUGAAAAUUAAUUGAGAUCCCGUGGAUCCACUGACCAGUUUUAGACUGGUAACAGUAUAGGUAUUUACUAACCAGGUAACAAGGUCUUCCUUUUAGGGACUGUUCCAGCAAUAUCUUUGUAGAUUUCUCCAUAUACGGUACUUUUUAACAAUUUAGUUAUGCCAGAAUGAAACACUUUGUACACAUGAGAAGAAGCAAGACUUUUCUAUGGUUUCUACUAUGAAUCAGAAAUACUGGUCGUUUGUAUAUUAAGUGAUGAAAAUAAGGUGUAUAUUAUUCAUUGUUUUUUAACUUUUGAAAACCUAUAUUGUAAUAAUGAUGUUUCCUUUUUCUCCCAAAUAAUGCUGUAUUGUUAAUGGAAUAGAUGAUAGUCACAAAAGACUUAAUGUUGCUGUUUUUAUAUGCUGCAUAUGAACUUGUUUUUAACCAAGAAAAAAAAAAAACUUAGAAUGGAGACAUCUCCAGGAUUCCAUGUACUCAAACGUAGAAACUGUAUUUCUCCCAUGAGUAUUUUGAUUUUCCUCUCUUCAUAUCCAGAAUUAAUGAUUAAAUUCACCAGGUGCAUUCUCAACAAGAGUCUCGAGCUCUAAUAGCAUCUUCCAACCCUACCCUCUCAUUCCUGAUGAAUGUCUUUGGGAAGUGUUCUGUCCCUCCAUGGUUUCUUCCAGCCUUUUGUCCUCCUGGCAGUCUCAGCAGAACUCAGGGAGAACUCUUGAUGGAAGAGAUUUCUUGUUGCAGGCCAAGUUGUUUUUUUUCCUCCUCCCAGUCUUCAAAGGGAACAGAAGUCCCUUUGUAAUCCCGGCCACAAGUUCUGAAACCCAAAAGGGAUUCCCAUUCUGAGCUCCUGAGGAACAACAUCAGAUAGGGCCACACAAUCAGCCAUUCACCAGAUGAAUGCUUUUUUUUUUUUUAAUGGGUUUGUGCUUAGAUUGUCCUUGUAAGAAUAUCCCCUCCAGUGCAGCACAAGACACCAGGGAGGGUGAACAUUAAUAAGGAAAACCAAAAGCAGCCCCAAAACUUACACAUCAAAGAAAUCAAUCAGAAGCCUCUGGCCGGAGGAGGGAAAAACAAUCCCUAGAAUGUGAAAUGGAGAAAAAGUAACUGAAACUUCUGUUCAGUCUUCUGCAGAGAAGCCACAUAUUGGUUCUCCUUUGAACAAGCAUUAAUCUUUAACCUAGUAAAUUCAGAAGAGUGACUUCUUAUAUGGUACGAACUGGCGGAGGGAAAGUUCAGCUCCCUUCACUCAUGUUAGUGGUAACAAGGCAGUGGGGCAUAGGCUUAGGUGUAAAUUCAUCCUCCUCUUUUAGAAGAUGGAAACAGACCAAUUUACAGAAGGAUCUGAGUCAGCAAGAUGGUUAAUGGCAAAAGAUUGAGCACUGGGGAAUGUGGUUCAUAAAAUGAGCUAUGGAGAGAGGAAAUCACCUGGAAAUUUCUCUAGUAUAUUAGCAAUGCUUAACAUUUUUAUUUUAAUAAAUACUUGGGAAAAUAAA
Messenger RNA from Monodelphis domestica (gray short-tailed opossum), 14480 nucleotides. RefSeq names its product epidermal growth factor receptor (gene EGFR). Gene Ontology annotation, cellular component: signaling receptor complex; plasma membrane; basal plasma membrane. Gene Ontology annotation, biological process: positive regulation of kinase activity; multicellular organism development; neurogenesis. Gene Ontology annotation, molecular function: epidermal growth factor receptor activity; epidermal growth factor binding; ATP binding. The record is from RefSeq and is a predicted model, not a curated record. Lineage: Eukaryota; Metazoa; Chordata; Mammalia; Didelphimorphia; Didelphidae.